AAAUCGAAAAAAUGGGCAAAGGCGGUAUGAAGCGCGACAACCACCACUGCCCCCAAAGCAGACGUGGUGGAUGCAGAUGGAUCAAUUCACCCGUCCACCGCUGCUAUACCCACACUUUUGUGUGUCCAAUCCACAACUUGCCUCACCAGACAUACCAGUCUUGCCUCAGCUGUGAUGGUGCAAGAUUGGCUGUUGAGAGAGCACUCAGAAACAGUCAGUCUACUGCGCAGGAUCUUACCACUCUCCAUCACGACUCAAGUGCUCUGGAUAAUUGGUUCCUUACCACCUGCUUGACCACAAGACCUCAGGGAGCCAUGGCACCAAAGGACGGGGUCUUCACAACUACUUUCUGGUUCCUGGCUGGUCUGUUUGUGUUGUUGUUCUGGAGAAUUCCUUCU
Molecule: messenger RNA, 398 nt
Organism: Aureobasidium musti
Lineage: Eukaryota; Fungi; Ascomycota; Dothideomycetes; Dothideales; Saccotheciaceae
Source: the annotation of a GenBank genome assembly